Cricetulus griseus (Chinese hamster) is the source of this 2291-nucleotide messenger RNA. The record is from RefSeq and is a predicted model, not a curated record. NCBI's taxonomy places the organism in Eukaryota, Metazoa, Chordata, Mammalia, Rodentia, Cricetidae.
GCUUUCCUGUCCCAUAAUGAGCCUGUGGGAUUUGCUUAAACAGAAGGGAGGGUGCCUCUAGAGACAGGCUGUCUUGAUUUUGGAAAAAUAUGUCUGAGUGUUGGGCUCUAGAACAGAAGCAGAAAGGCCUACUUGUAUUUAGGGGCUCCAGACUGAGCCAGGAGCAGGUGGGGACAGAGGCCAUUGCAGGGACCUGGGCUACUAAAAGAAAAGGCCUGGCAGCUGGAGCUGUUGACAUGGUUGGUCAGCCCCAUGAGCACUGUCCUGGGAGGCCUCAGCAAUGUCGGGGUAGGAGGCACUUGAGGAGGCGUGGGUGUUUAGGCGUCACCUCCGAGGACUGGGGUUGGGCGUUCUUCCUGGAGGUUUCCAGCUGUGGCUACUUCUUCCAUUCUCUCUCCCCAGUGUCCCCCGAGCGCUACAGUAAUGGCAGUGCCGCCUCUUCUUCCAAAAGCGCAGAGGGCAGCUGCCGGCGUCGGCGACAGCCAAGCAGUUCUUCUCAGCAGAGUCAGUGGGACACGGGCUCCCCUCCAACCAAACGGCAGCGUCGGAGUCGGGGCCGCCCUAGCAGUGGUGCCAGGCGGCGGCAGAGAGCAGGGCCGGCAGCGGAGCAGCAGCAGCACCAGGAGCUGGGCAGGCCCUCAUCAGAAGGAAAAGUGACCUGUGAUGAGGACACAGGCUCAGAGAGGUGAGGUCACAUGCCCAAGCCCCACAGCUAGUAUGGCAGAGCCUGGGACUCGCUUUCAGGUCUGUGGGACUCUACCAGCUGCCUCUGCCUCUGCCCAGCCCUGCAUGGCCUUGGGCAGGUUCUGUUGCCCCCCCACUCCCCGUCCCCGCCCUCAGUUGGGAGGGUGUGGUCAGUGCUUUAGAGUCCAUGUUGGGGGGGGGGCCCAGGAGCAGGCCUGGGAGCUGAAGCUGGGCCUCCAGUGGAGAGGAUGGGGUUCCCCUCAAGGCAGAAAGAGGAAGGGUUUGGGGUGUGGGGAGGAAGUGUGUGUGGUAAGAAGUCAUCUGGGGUUCUGGGGACCUGCCUUCUGCUUUCCACUCUCUCUGAGCUGCUGUGGAAAGGUGACAGGAGCCACAACCUUCAGGCUCAUCUUCUCAGGGCUUUGAUUUCCCGUUGGGUUGAAGGUGGCCCCUGACCUCAGGGUUAGGGUAUGUGUCAGUCACUUGGCAUUUCACAGCUGUUGGCCACUGAGGUUUCAGGGGCACCCACUGUGCUGUGGCUUCACCAGUGACUGGUUACUUUCUGCCCGCUCUCAGAGGUGCCCUCCCUAGUCUAGGUAGGGACCUGCAUUUGCAGAGGCUUUGACUUGCCCAGGGUACAGCAGCGGUCUAAUAACCCCUAGCUACAAUGAUUUCAACCCUUAGAGAAGCCUGCGUCUAGCCUGUCUGGAUCUAGGAGGCUCUGCCAGGCUGGGUGAUCUUGGGCUAGUCACUUUGCUUUCACUUCGGUAAACAGGUUUUAAUCGGUGCCUCACAGGGUUGUGUGUGAGUUGAGUUCUGUGACUCAGGCACUUGGGCAGGCGGGGUUCGGGAUGUUUUGGCAGUUAUCAGUGUCGUGGAGUGUUGGCUGCUGCGGACCCCAAGCAUAGCUGGACCUUGCACAACUGUGUCAAUAUGAAGAGAUAGCACUGUUAAUAGCCUCCCAUGGGAUGUGGGUUCCCCAGAGGAGAGGUGGCUAGCCCAAACUCAUGCUAGUGUGGACUGUCUUUAGAAGCUCUGCCUUUGUCCCUUGGGCAGAGCUGCCCUGGACAGAUGUAGGUCGAGGCUAAGUGACAGAAACUUACCUCAAAGGAUUUCGUGAAAGUGGGAACUGACGGUGGUGCCUGCCAGUCCUGAUGGUUCUUCUUGAUGCAUAAUGAACUCAGGGGUCUCUUUCCCUCCACCUUUAGCCCUGUGUGGGCUUCAUUCACCUCCCUGGGUGGCCCAGUGGCUCUCAGCAGCCUUGGGCUUACUACUCUGUCAUCUUACCUUCUGUGGAAAGAGCACUGUACCCUCAGCAGAGCCUGGUCUGCUGUGCUUUGCUGAGGCCCCUUGCUCCCUGGAGCUUGCUGGAAGUCGGGGCUGUGCUUGAUCUGGGACUCUCACUGUGUGAGAGGUGGUGUGAGGCCGGCUGCUGGAAGCCAGGUCAUUCACAAACACUGAGCAUCAUCAGCUCUGUGCCCCAGGGUGUGUGCCUGAGCAACAGGUCCUUCAGGGUGUUGGUAUCUGGGGACCUCGGGAUGCCGCUGUUGGAGUGGGUUAGAAGAUGACAGGUACCUUUGGGAAAUCCAGUGUGGAUCUGGGGAGCUGGG